Messenger RNA from Pezoporus flaviventris, 2258 nucleotides. It is a transcript of the gene POLH, whose product is annotated as DNA polymerase eta. The record is from RefSeq and is a predicted model, not a curated record. Gene Ontology annotation, molecular function: DNA-directed DNA polymerase activity; damaged DNA binding. Bases 14 to 2161 code for a protein of 715 amino acids. Gene Ontology annotation, cellular component: replication fork; site of double-strand break; nucleus. NCBI's taxonomy places the organism in Eukaryota, Metazoa, Chordata, Aves, Psittaciformes, Psittacidae. The transcript has 10 exons. Gene Ontology annotation, biological process: error-prone translesion synthesis; response to radiation.
CGGUCGUAGUGGGAUGUCGCGGGGACAGGAGCGUGUGGUGGCCCUGGUGGACAUGGACUGCUUCUUCAUGCAGGUGGAACAGCGCCUCGACCCGCAGCUGCGUGGCCGCCCCUGCGCCGUGGUGCAGUACACCGAGUGGCGGGGCGGCGGGAUCAUCGCGGUGAGCUACGAGGCGCGCGCCUUCGGCGUGUCCCGCGGGAUGUGGGCGACAGAGGCGCGGGCGCUGUGCCCCGAGCUGGCGCUGGCUCGGGUGCCCCAGGCGCGGGGCAAGGCCGACCUCACCCGGUACCGGGAUGCCAGCGCGGAGGUGAUGCAGGUGCUGUCUCGCUUCGCCGCCAUCGAGCGGGCCAGUAUCGAUGAGGCGUACCUGGACCUGACGGGCAGCGCGCGGGAGCGGCUGCGAGCCCUGCAGGGCCGCCCCAUUGAGGCCGCGCUGCUGCCCACCACCUUCGUGCACGGGCUGCCCGACGACCCCGGCGGGCCCGAGCCCGGCCCCGGCCCCCAGCCCGGCGGGAAGGAGGAGCUGCGGCAAUGUGGCUUACACGAGUGGCUAGCGACGCUGUCAUUUGAUAACCCCGAUUGUCCUGACCUGCAGCUGACCAUGGGUGCGGUAAUUGUGGAGGAAAUGAGGGUGGCCGUAGAAGCAGCCACCGGAUUCAAGUGUUCAGCUGGAAUUUCACACAACAAAACACUGGCAAAACUGGCCUGUGGGCUAAACAAGCCCAAUCGCCAGACACUACUGUCCUCGCGAUUUGUCCCGCAGUUCUUCAGCCAGCUGCCUGUCGGCAAUAUCCGUAACCUGGGAGGCAAGCUUGGCACUGCCAUCACAGACAUCCUGGGAGUAGAGUACAUUGGGGAGCUGACACGGUACAGUGAGAGAGAGCUCCAGACUCACUUUGGAGACAAAACUGGGUCCUGGCUCUAUUACUUGUGCAGAGGAAUUGAAGAGGAACCUGUCAAAAACCGGUACCUGCCCCAGUCCAUUGGCUGCAGCAAGAACUUCCCUGGGAAGAUAGCCCUGGCCACACAGAAAGAGGUGCAGCACUGGCUCCUGCAGAUGGCCUUGGAGCUGGAAUCCAGACUGAUCAAAGACAGGAGCCAGGUGUCGCUUGAAACACAGCUACCUCUUCUCUCUCUGCAGAACCACCGAGUGGCCAAGCAGCUGAUGGUGGUCAUCCGCAUGCAGGGAAACACCCGGGUGUCACGCUUCUGUGCUCUGACCCGCUACGAUGCCCAGAAGAUGUGCAACGAUGCCUUUGCCCUCAUCCAAAACUGCAACGUGGCUGGCGCUCACCAGGCGGCCUGGUCUCCACCACUUAUAUCGGUGCUUCUCUCGGCAAGCAAGUUCUCAGAACCUGCCACACUCCUCUCUGCAGGCAUCACCACCUUCAUGACGGGUGAUACCCAGCCUGAUGACACUGUCACCGCUGGCCAAAACAAUACAUCUUCCAGGAGGCCCAUGGUCAAGUUCUUUAGGAGCCCAAGCAAAGAGCUCAGGCAGAAGCCAGCUAAUGCUAUUGAGUCAUUCUUCCAAAAGGCAUCAGAAAGGCAGCAGUCACAGAUGGCAGCAGCAACCAGCCUGCCUGCUGCUCCCACUGCAGCGUCACCUGUGCCCAGCUCCCCAGAGCACCAAGAGGGAGAUGGUGUUGGCCUUGGCUCUGUGCAGUGCGACCUGGAGUCCCCUGUGAAGCAGAGUCCCAGAGAUGGGAGCAGUACUUCUUACAAGAGGCUUCACCGUGGGAAGUCACUGUCUGAUGCUACACAAACACCCUCAACUCCACCCAGCUCUAGGACCCUUCUGAAAUCAGAGCCAGCUAUGGAGGAAAAUGAGCAGAAUUUGCCACCCUCUCCUGAGCUCACCCUGCUCCCUCCUGCCUCACCAGGGGACCAGCAACACUGUGAGAAGUGUGGCCAGCUUGUGCUGGUGUGGGAGUUCCCAGAGCACAUGGACUACCACUUCGCUCUAGAGCUGCAAAGCUCCUUCCUGGAGUCCAGUGUUCCUACUGCUCCAGCAGCAGACCCCAACCCAACGGCUGCAGCUUCCACAUCUCCUGCCAAGGCAAAGAACAAGGCCAAGACUUCAGCAGGAUCUAGUGCAAAACGGCCCAGAGAAGGUGUAACAAGAACUUUAGAUUUCUUCUUUAAGCGCUUACCUCCUUAACUCCCACCUGUGCUGGCAGCUUUUAUAGAAUCUGUGUUUUUAAAAGAAUCAGUGUUCUUAAAGAAUUGGUGUUUUUAAAUAUAGUUAAAAGUUUUUA